ACAGCUCUUGUCUGUGUUUCAUAUCUUUGCUUUAAGAAACGUGGCCUUAGCGACACAAGAAGAAGGGCAAAAAGAAGAGCAGCUCGUCCAUGAAUGACAAGCUUUCGGCUCCUCUUUUUCCUCCAUCAGUAGACGUGAUUCCCGCAAACCUCCAGCGCCACCCCGAAGACCCUCCACCUCCGAAGAGCCAUGUCUGAGGUGGAACAAGCCCCGGCUUCGGCCCCGCAGGCCGCCGCCGCGCUCCUGGACGCCUUGAACACAACAGACUCCAAUGGGACGGACGCUGUCAACGCGACGGCGAAGUUUGUGGCUACCCCGGAGGGCACCGCGCUGGCGUACGGCAGCCUGGUGCUCAUGGCGCUGGUGCCCAUCUUCUUCGGAGCCCUGCGCUCAGUGGCCUGUUCAAAGUCCAAGGAGCUCGGAGACAAAGGGUACGAUUCAGGCUUCAGAAACGCGUCGGACAUGCCAGAGACCAUCACCAGCCGAGAUGCUGCCCGGUUCCCCAUCGUCGCCAGCUGUACUCUCUUUGGACUGUACCUCUUCUUCAAGGUGACCUUCCUUCUCGACCCACACUCACAACAGCACGUCACAGAAGUGUUUUCUCAAGAGUACAUCAACCUGCUCCUGUCGGUCUACUUCUUCAUGCUUGGAGUGCUUGCACUGUCUCAUACUAUGAGUCCUCUGCUGUCCAGAAUCUUUCCAGCGUCUCUGCCAAUCAAACAGUACCAGCUGCUCUUCACGCAGGGCACUGGUGAAGCCAAAGAAGACAUCAUCAACUACGAGUUUGACACCAACAACCUUGUGUGUCUGCUGGCCAGCAGCGUGGUGGGUGUCUGGUACUUGCUCAAAAAGCACUGGAUCGCCAACAACCUCUUUGGACUAGCCUUCGCGCUCAAUGGGGUGGAGCUUCUCCACCUGAACAACGUCAGUACAGGCUGUAUCCUGCUGGGAGGACUGUUUGUGUAUGAUGUCUUCUGGGUGUUUGGUACCAAUGUCAUGGUAACUGUGGCCAAGUCUUUUGAGGCGCCAAUCAAAUUGGUCUUUCCUCAGGACCUGUUGGAGAAAGGUAUGGACGCCAGCAACUUUGCCAUGCUGGGUCUCGGUGACAUCGUUAUCCCGGGAAUCUUCAUCGCGCUGCUGUUGCGUUUUGAUGUCAGCCUGAAGAAGAACAGCAGAACAUACUUCUACUCCAGUUUCCUGGCCUACAUCUUCGGACUGGGCCUCACCAUCUUUGUCAUGCACACCUUCAAACACGCACAGCCCGCUCUGCUGUACCUGGUCCCUGCCUGUGUCGGCUUCCCCGUGGUCGUGGCGCUCUUCAAAGGGGAACUCACUGAGAUGUUCAGGUACGAGGAGUCCUCUGCGGAGGAGGCACUAGUCAAAGGCGACUCAUCAGAAUCAGCGAAGAAGGACCAAUAGCAUUCAAAGACCACCACACCCCUCGCAAAUAUCCUCAUCAGCUUGCCAUAUCUCAUUCAGCUGCUUCCUCAUGCACUUCCUGUCACUUGUCAUUCUGCAACUCUAUUGGUGGACUGUCUGCAGAGGUGGGCGGGACCGUGGGAAUGCCCCCUCCUCCAAUAAGCCGUAAAAAGAGCAGAGGGGGCGGGGCGUCCACAUAAAGGAGCUGAUCACAUGAUGAUGGAGUGAGAGAUUUUUUUUUUUAUAUAUAUAAACUUGAGUUUGAAGAUUAAUUCACAACAAAAAAAAUGUUUCUUUUGCUUCCAAAUGUUUUGAUGAAGCUCUUCAGUCAAAUGGAGCAUUUUUGUCUUAUUUGUUUUAUUAGCCAGUAUUUUUGGAUGUGUGAUGUGCCUUUUCACUCUUAGCAAGCCAAGCACUCAUUCUUUUUACCACCAAGAAACAAAGUGAGCCUAACAUGGCAAAUAAUCCAAAGGAAGUCAGACAUCCUCUCUCAAAUGUUAAUUUAAUGUUUAUUAAACAUGAUUGACCGAGUUAAUUAUUUUAAAGCUUGGAUGAACAGAUUGGCUUCAAAGGGCUAGUCAAGCAUGUAAACUCCUAUGACCCCCCCCCCCGCCGCCGCCUCCAAUCCAUCCAUCUUUCAGGAUAGUUUUUAUCAGGUUUAUUCCAAUAAAGGGUAUACUUCAGAAGGUACAAUGGGAAUUUCAUAAAAGCUCACAUACAGAGAAUUGUUUUUUGUUUUUUUGCUUUUGGGUUAGAUGACAGUAUUUUUGGAAGCAGUUAUUGUUUGGAAUAUUGCCUGUUGAAAUCCAUUUUCCAGUAUAGUCUGCUGGAGCUGGCAUGGUUGACGUUGGUGUUAUUGCUUUGUUUUCUAUCUUGAUGUUAAGGAGAAAAAAGCCCACAAGAAUAUUAAAUGUCAUGCUCUCAGUGAAGUUUAGCAGUUUCAUUUACAAGAAUUGCUUUUUGUUUGUUUUAGGAGGUAGUUUCCAAACUGGACUGUAUAUUUUAUUUCCAAUAAACAUGUUUUGCUGACCGUAUAAAGCAGUUUAACUAUGACGUGCCACACAGAACAGUUUGCUUUUUCAGUAAUUGAACGAGUUGUCAUUUUUGUAAACGUGAAGAAACGAUUUGACGUGUAUAAUAUACAGGUAUGUUUCCUGAGUAGGAAUAAGUUUAUCAAACAGGUUAACACAA
Molecule: messenger RNA, 2610 nt
Organism: Dunckerocampus dactyliophorus (ringed pipefish)
Lineage: Eukaryota; Metazoa; Chordata; Actinopteri; Syngnathiformes; Syngnathidae
Gene: hm13
Product: histocompatibility (minor) 13
Exons: 12
Coding region: 190-1419 (409 amino acids)
Biological process (GO): membrane protein proteolysis
Cellular component (GO): cytoplasmic side of endoplasmic reticulum membrane; membrane; lumenal side of endoplasmic reticulum membrane
Molecular function (GO): aspartic endopeptidase activity, intramembrane cleaving
Source: RefSeq, a predicted model, not a curated record